UGACGUCUUCGUGAUAAUAGUGAAUUAUAAGUCAGAAAGAUUAAAUUUAUUGUUUUUUGUUGAGUUUUUCCCUAUAAAAAUAAAAGUGAAAAAAAAUCGUAACUUCUUUAAUAAUGUAAGCCUAUAGAAUAAUGUGUUAUUGUGUAUUAAACUUCAUGCAGCUCAAAAUGAUUGACAUUCGAUAAAUAUGUGUGUUACAUUUUUGACCCCCUCGACGUCCGACACCAUGAACUAUGACCCUGCAUAUUGAGACCUGGCCAGUACUGAUAUAAUGUCUGAUAAUAACGUUGUUACCAUCACGACUGGAUUUCAUCAACUAUGCAUUACCAUCGAAUGUGCUCAUAUCCGUACGGGUAGUUUUUUAAAACCAAACCCGUACGUGGAGGUUACAGUUGACGAUCACAAGCAUUCCCGCAAAACAGAAGUUGUUAAGAACACUUAUCAGCCGAAAUGGAACGAAGAAUUCACUGUUUUGGUCACGCCCACUUCUUAUCUGCACUUCCGUCUACUGGAUCACAACAGCUUCCGGAAAGACGCGGUCAUCGGAGAAAAACGGCUCAACUUGUAUCAGAUUUUGACCCAUUAUCAUGGAAGAUGUGACAAUUUGGAAGUUACUUUGGAUUUAUUAUCCGAUUCUAAAAGUAUAAGCCCUCAUAACAAAGUUGGAGAGUUGGUUACAUUAUUCGAUGGACUAAGAGUUGACUUGAGCACAAUAGUGGUACCUGAAUCUAUACGUAAUGCUACAGUCACAAAUUCAAACAGAUAUGCUGGCAUGAACUAA
This is a messenger RNA of Ctenocephalides felis (cat flea), 781 nucleotides long. RefSeq names its product E3 ubiquitin-protein ligase Su(dx)-like. The transcript is spliced from 5 exons. The coding region runs from base 272 to 781 and encodes 169 amino acids. NCBI's taxonomy places the organism in Eukaryota, Metazoa, Arthropoda, Insecta, Siphonaptera, Pulicidae. The record is from RefSeq and is a predicted model, not a curated record. Gene Ontology annotation, molecular function: calcium ion binding.